UGGCCGUGCAAGGUGCCAUAUACAUGUAAAUGCUGACAUGAGGACACCCUGUAGUGGUGGCUUCAACAAAUGUUUGACUAUGUAACUACAGACUGUGCCAGUCCAGAAGGCUAUGACUGGAAAGUAAUAAAACUCCCAUGUAACACAGUAAUCAUCUUGACCUGUGUAAGUAACACAGGAAACUGUGUAGGGGGGCCUUUAACAGUGUGCAAACACGUGGAGAUCCCCCAUGAGCAAGAAAGUAAGUAAUUUUUUUAAUUAUAUGGCACCUUUCAAAACCAAUGUUAAGAGGUACUUUGCAAAAGAAUGAAGAACAAAGACAUUAACAAUCAUUACAGCACUGGUAGCCAGAAUUACAGAGAUAUUACUUGUCUGCCUUCUGUCUCAUACUCACAACACAAGGACCUCACAGGCUUAGAUAGUAAAAUUUACAUUACAGUUUUAUUACACAAGUACAUUUUUGCAAUGACUCUUUAGUCUAUUUCUAGUAAAGUAUGAAAAAGACUGGGGAUUAACUCAAAAUAAAGUAUUAAGAAUAAUUUAGAUCAUUCUAAGAUUGAAAGAAGUUUCGAGCGAGUCGAUCUGUGCAGUUUCACUUACUAGUUUAGCUUCCCAGUAUCCAAAAUAACUGUCUGUUACCCAUCAGGUUUUAUCUGUAUUGGACACCUGCUGAGAAUAUUGAUCCAGUGCUGGUUUCACCAUUUUAGCCAUCAGCAGGCAUCAAGCUCCAAACAACCUCGUGUCACUUUUUAUUGAAUACUAAUUGCAAGCACUAUGGAUCCGAUUGACUGUGAAUAUAAAUCGAUUGCACGAGGUGAGAAAACAAUCAGCUGCAUUUAUACUGUGCCUGCAAUUUAGCUUUGAAUGCAGCAUAUAGAUUAGUGAAUCCUCAUGAAUUCCUAUGUCUUUGUUUAAUUUCCUCUAUGCGAGUAAAUUUUACAUCUUCAAAUAUCAAUAAAGAACAAACUUUGUCAUUCGAGGCUUUAUCUUCUGCCCUUAAAAUGUAUACAUUUCUUGCAGUCCACAGGAAUCUAAUGUACAGGGCUCUUAAAAAUACUGAGACUAAGGUUACUAAGACUAAUUUCAUGAAAGAUAAGAUAAAUUAUUUAAUAUUAGAAGACAUCUGGCAUUAUAAAUAGGCAAACAUUCUCAACAGAAGGGUUUAAACUGCCAUCCGAGAUGCUUUUUUUUUUUUUUUUGCAAUAUUUUAAGCCAAAUCUAAUGUGUCAGAAGUGACAUUAUUGUCAUAAUACUUCUAAAUAAUCAUUAUCAGUGCACUCCUAAAUAUUUAGUCAACAUCUAAAUAUAAUCUGGGUACUUUACAAGCCUACAAUUUCAGUGGCAGCAAAUAAACAGCUAUCUGUUUACAGGCAGACUCUGAAAACCCCUGAUUUCUCCUAAAAGAUACACGAAAGUCCCCGUCCUAGUGAUGUCUACAAAAAAGGGAGAGAGAGAGUCCAAUUUGGGGAGACGGGGCGAUCUCUGAUAUGGAUCAAGUGCCAUCUGUGCACAAUUUACUUUCAGAUCGCGAAUUGCGGAAUUUAAUGAUAUGGGUGAUUAUCGGCGAAUACUUUGAGCCCAUUAGGGGGUCGUGUGAAACGCUAAUAGUGUUUGUGUCACGUGUCUGGUUUGGAGACGGGUGGGGGGGAUAGACGCUUUAAAGACUGCGCUCCGGUCACGGUGCGAGACUGACAGACUGAAGCAGAGGAGUGAACACAAGAGGUGAUCACCGCCACAGAACCCGGUCUGAUGAAGUUUGAAAACAAGGAGCAGACUAAGCUAUGAGAAGUUCCUCUCUAGGCGCGUAAUCGAGCAGCACAUCUAUCUCCAAGAGUCUUUCUGCGUAAAGGAUGCCUCAGCUGAAGAAGUGACAAUGACGUCCAGUCAUAAGAUUUCCUUUUCUAUAGUUGACAUAUUGGAUCCGAACAAAUUCAACAGUAAGAAGGUAAACGAACUUUCCAUCAUCAAGGAGAAGUUGUUAGCUGCGCCAAACGCGGAGAGAACAACUUUGGAGUCGGACAGCACUGCAGGUGGAGACUCCAGACUCGAGCGCACAGAAGCAGAAGAUGCAAGAGAUGAACAAUCUGCACUCUCCAGGCAUCCCGAAGUUGUUGUAGACCCCAUUCUGCUCUCCCCACCUGCGGACACGGAGCCCUGUCUGACCGGGCAACAGGACAGUGUAGACGGGGAGUCAGCGGUCACCUUGCAGGACCAGUCAACGCACAAGCGCCGGCGCCCUGACCAGGCCUGUGCCAAACCACGGCGAGCAAGAACAGCGUUCACUUACGAACAGCUUGUGGCCCUGGAAAACAAGUUCCGCGCAACUCGGUACUUGUCUGUGUGCGAGAGACUAAACCUGGCCUUGUCACUAAGUCUGACCGAAACCCAGGUGAAAAUCUGGUUCCAGAACCGGAGGACCAAGUGGAAAAAGCAGAACCCCGGGGCGGACAGCACCUUGCAGCCCGGCUCCAACUCCCUUAUUAAUGUUAGUCCGAACCCAGCCACGUGUGGGUCGAGCUCUGCCAGCUUCCACCAAACUUUCUCCAACUUCACCUCUGGAAAUGUGAUCUUCCACGCAGCUGGUGGUGUUCCGCUUUCAACCACUGGAGGGCUCCUGCAUCCCUUCAUGUCCAGCGGAUUCGUCCAGCCGUCUUACUUUAAUCCACAUUUAUAAAACAAACCAAGACUGAUAUGUUGCAGCUGGUUAUACUCGGAGAAAAGUGAUUUUUUGUAACACUUUGGGACAAAAUAAAUGCUCAUAUGUUGUCAAACUGACUCACCAAGAUGAGAGUUUAUAAUUAUCAAUGCCCUAUAAAAGGCUAUAUUUCCAAAAUAAGUGACCCAUAACUUGUGAGCUCAACCAUAAUUUAAGCAAUUAUUUAAGUGUUUCUUAGUUCUGCACUAAUAGUUUGUGACUGGAUCUGCCGACACACCCCUCAACAGUUGAUUUGACAGUUCAUAUUCUGUAUCAACAUAUUGUGUUACACCUGAACCUGUGGCAUAUUGGUACACUGUCUCUACCUCCCAAGUGAAUGCACAUCUUUUUCUCUUGUCAUUUAUACAAAAUUAUCAGUGUAACUUAUAAUAAUAAAAAAAACA
Oreochromis niloticus (Nile tilapia) is the source of this 3099-nucleotide messenger RNA. It is a transcript of the gene nkx1-2a, whose product is annotated as NK1 transcription factor related 2-like,a. The transcript has 2 exons. The record is from RefSeq and is a predicted model, not a curated record. NCBI's taxonomy places the organism in Eukaryota, Metazoa, Chordata, Actinopteri, Cichliformes, Cichlidae. Bases 1874 to 2674 code for a protein of 266 amino acids. Gene Ontology annotation, cellular component: nucleus. Gene Ontology annotation, biological process: regulation of transcription by RNA polymerase II; cell differentiation. Gene Ontology annotation, molecular function: RNA polymerase II cis-regulatory region sequence-specific DNA binding; DNA-binding transcription factor activity, RNA polymerase II-specific.